UGUUGUCUGCCCCGCCCCGCGGAGUAAUCGAUGGGUCCGUACGCAGCCAGUCCUCGGCGCUCGGCUCGCCACGCCUGCGACGCUGCCAUGGAGACGUACGUAGCCGCAGCCCUCCUGGCCCUGCCCCGGACCUGGAGCAUCUGCGUCACCUGGGCCACGCGUGUCCGCGAGAGCCGCUCAAGAAGGCUGCUCCGCUGGAGCGUCUGGACAGGGCCGGGCAAGCGAUCCUUUUGCCAGAAGCAGGGGCGCGGGACGUGGGGCUUGCAUCCUCCCUCCUCCCAGGAACUCUGCUCCAUAGUUGAGGGACGCUUCUCGCACCAGCGGAAACCCUGGCACCACUAACCAUCCGUGGGUUAUUAAGGGACCCGCGAUUGGCCCACACGCCUCACCUUUCUACCCAGCUCAGCUGGCCACAUCUGUGAGUAGCUUCACUGAACGCUGGCCCAUCGAUGCUGCUCUUGAUGGCGAGUACCGUGAUGGGCCUGCUCCCGAGGCCCGACGGUUUCUUCCCUUUGCAGUGUCACCCUUGCUAAGAGAGGAAGACUGGCUGGAAAAGGACCUGCACCAGCACUAAGUACAGAUUCCAACUGCGUUUUGAGUGGUGUGAACAAGUCAGCCCCUGCUUCAGACUUUACAAUGCUCGUUCUCUCAGGACCCUGGAUACAUCUCCUUGAGCUCAGAAGCAUCGCAGAGGCAGUGGACACCUAACAGGCCGCCAAGAGUGGUGUGGAGUCUCCAUCAACGCUGUACAACUCUACUGUACAGAGCUUGGACCACAGCGCCAAUCUGAACCAUUUUCUGUCUGGAAUGGCUCUCACAUGGCUUCUGAACAGGGUCAGAGGUGUCUUGGCUUCCCCUGCCCUCCUGAGAUCUUGCCCAUGGGAGGUCUGAGCUGCCUACCUCCACUAUUAAGUUGAACAGCCAUCAAGGCUGUUGGCCAGCUAGUUAAAAGAGCAAAGCAGCCAGCCGCUUCUGACCUAGGAGAGCCAGGUGUGCAGGAGCCUGGGGCUGGGGGAUGAGCGGUCGGGUCCCGCUGGCAGAGAAGGCCCUGUCAGAACGCUAUGCCCGCCUCCGGUACAGGGACACUUCCUUGCUGAUUUGGCAACAGCAGCAGCAGAAGUUGGAGUCUGUACCACCUAGUACAUACCUGAGCAGGAGCCGCAGCAUGUGGUACUCCCAGUAUGGAAAUGAGGCCAUCUUAGUCCGAGACAAAAACCAGCUUGGGGUCUCUAAGGACACUGGCCAGUCUAAGUUUUGCUCAAUCAUGUAAUUCCAGGGAGAUCCUUAAUGGCUAUGAAGAUCAAGACGUGGUAUAAAAACUCAACACCCAAGAAUAUCACCCAGCUCUUUAUCAAUGGCACACUGCCGAGGCCCUGGCAAUGCUUCCAAACAAAGAGAGAAGCCAGUGAGAUGUCCCCAGCUCCUAUGAGCUGCUUACCUGAUACAGAAUGGGUCAGGUCCAGGGUAAAGAGGGGACUCUGUUCCUGGAGGGUCUCAGAUCUGUCAGUUCACUGCAGUGACAUGUGAAAAGGGGCCAGAGCUGGGGUGGCAUUCCAAAACCAAGAGUUUUAGUGACCAAUUGCUAUACAUUACUGCAUUGUGGUAGCACCCACACUGGUCUUGUAUAUAGGUGUGUUGUGUCCUAAACACCUUAAGUAAAACCCUCCAAUUUAAAGCUCCAUCUAAGUUGCCUGGGUUGAUUCCAAACUUAAUCGUGUGGGAAAGAGCAUUUGCCCAAUGGUGGAGCAUCGGGACCUCCUUUCUAUCAGGUUGCAGUGGUCUAUCACAUGUUCCACCUCAGUACACAUGGUGUGGACAGCUGGAACAUACUUGCCUAUGUAGCAGUUCAAGUGUGUGGCUAUGCAAAUUCGGGGAUGUGUUUUGUCAAAGUUGAGCCUUCUAAAUAAACGUCUUAAGACUCUA
Messenger RNA from Peromyscus californicus insignis, 1923 nucleotides. RefSeq names its product BRD3 opposite strand (gene Brd3os). NCBI's taxonomy places the organism in Eukaryota, Metazoa, Chordata, Mammalia, Rodentia, Cricetidae. The record is from RefSeq and is a predicted model, not a curated record. The transcript has a single exon. The coding region runs from base 1016 to 1270 and encodes 84 amino acids.